GCGGCGCGUGUUAAACACCCGCCGAAGAAGAAGACGCACUGGCGAAGCUCCUGCAUCACCCGCCUACCGAGCCAGGACCCUGCCAGUGGAACCGGAGAAAAAAUGGCGUUCACGUUCGCGGCCUUUUGUUACAUGCUUGCCCUGCUGCUCACGGCGGCGCUGAUCUUCUUCGCUAUCUGGCAUAUUAUAGCGUUUGAUGAACUGAAGACUGACUACAAGAACCCUAUAGAUCAGUGUAACACUUUAAACCCGACAGUUGAAAAGGUCAAAAAGAUUAAAAGAGUCAAAAUUGCAUUGAAGCUUGUGCUCCCAGAGUAUCUCAUCCACUUCUUCUUCUGCGUGAUGUUCUUCUGUGCUGCCGAGUGGCUCACCCUCUGUCUCAACUUGCCACUUCUGGCUUAUCACGUCUGGAGGUACAUGAGCAGACCUGUGAUGAGCUGUCCAGGACUCUACGACCCAACAACCAUCAUGAAUGCUGACAUCCUGGCGUACUGUCAAAAAGAAGGCUGGUGCAAACUGGCUUUCUACCUCCUGUCAUUCUUCUACUAUCUCUACGGAAUGAUCUAUGUUCUGGUGAGCUCCUAAACCACCUGAGGAAGGAAAAGGACCUGCAUGUACAGUAGAUGACCAGACACUGAUCAUAGUGCUGGAACUCUGGACCUGCUGGAGACCACCGUUCAGCAACACAAGACGCCAUUUCAAGCAGAACAACUCUCUAAUCCCCCUCUCACAGCGCAGAGCGUCGUUUUGGAAACAUUUAGCCAGUUCUAGGAGAGUAACUCGGUCGCAGCGUUCCUCCCAUAGGCACCAUAGUCAAAUUUUAUGGAGAAAAAGGACAAACCUGAAUGGACAAGUUUUAAUUUUUCUUUUUUUAUUUUUAAUGGUGUGGUUUUUGAUUCUUGGGAUUCAAAUAAAGUUUUUUUUCAUCUUGAUUCCCAACUGAGUGUUUACAAUUAGGUAGACAUUUAAGGGUUUUCUUUAAACUGUGCUGAACCGCAUUUGCUUCUGAAUUAGUGAAUUAGUCCAGGCUUUAGUAGCUAAUUUAUACCUGCCACAUGAUUCAUUACUGUCACUAAUACAAAUAGCAAAGUGUUAAAGAGACUUAUUUUCUUGUCCAUAGACAAGUCCAAAAUAGUUAUUACAGUCGUGUACAGCGAGGGCUGCCGUGCAUGGGUUAUCACUAAGGAGACUGGGUUGCGGAGACAAUCGUCCGAUUGUCACAGCGUCUGCGCUUUCUGAUGAAUCACUUCCAUUCUUCAGACCCAUUUGUUGCUUCAUUUAAAUGAUGUAAUCCUUAUCGACACCGGUGGAAAUAUUCUGUGUGUGAAUCCUUUCUGUUGACUCACCAUUGCAGCGAUCAGCGAUCAAAAAGGUAGACUCAAUAGUACAAGCGUGCAUUUAGCAUCAGGAAGGAAGAGUCUCUGCUUUGUUAGGAAACUGCCCAUGUGCCAUACUCUUGAAUGUACCUUUUUGAAAAUGGCAUUGUGCAUUUUGUUCAUUUCAUCACUUCCUCCACAUCUUUAGGGUGUUUCCUAGUUUACUUUUUGUCUCCAGUAACAAACACUCCUUAGUGACUAAAGUGGUUUUCUUUAGCAUUAAGAUCACUUUUCCAGAAAUAUUGGGGUAUUUAUUAGAUUUUUAAAAUAUGUACAUUUAUCAGGGAAGGAGAUCAACGUUUGUCUGUAUAAAAACCCAUCCUGUCACAUCAAGGAAAAGAUUUAUUUGAAUCUAAAUAAAACUAUCCCACUCUGAAGAAA
Messenger RNA from Betta splendens (Siamese fighting fish), 1757 nucleotides. It is a transcript of the gene cnih1, whose product is annotated as cornichon family AMPA receptor auxiliary protein 1. The record is from RefSeq and is a predicted model, not a curated record. Gene Ontology annotation, biological process: vesicle-mediated transport. NCBI's taxonomy places the organism in Eukaryota, Metazoa, Chordata, Actinopteri, Anabantiformes, Osphronemidae. Bases 103 to 585 code for a protein of 160 amino acids. The transcript has 6 exons.